AAGUAUAACUUUUUUUUAGGAGGCUUUUUUUACAAUAAUUAUUAAUUACGUUUUUUUUUGCAGAAGAAAUUUUUGAAUCAGAUCGUCAAAGAUCCAAAGAAUUCUAUCCAAUUUACAAGUUGUGGUCUUUUCAUUCGUAUUUUGUAUCACUAGUAGGUCCUGAAGAUAUUGAGUUGGUCCUUGGCUAUCCAAUGCAUAAUAAUAAAAGUUUUAUUUAUUCUUUCUUGCACGGAUGGCUAGGAACGGGAUUAUUAACUAGUAAUGGUGACAAAUGGCACAGAAGACGUAAACUUUUGACACCGGCAUUUCACUUUAAUAUUUUGCAACCAUUUGUCGACAUUUUUAAUAAAGAAACCGAUAAUUUAGUAGAAGAUUUACUUCAAAGUUGUAAUGAAGAAUAUAUAGAUGUUGUGAAACCAAUAACAGAGUUCACUCUGUUUUCAAUAGGAGAAACGUCUCUUGGAGUUAAUUUAAAGGAAAAAGAUAGUAUAUCAUACAAACAAGCAAUACACAAAUAUGGACAACUAAUACCUGACAGAGUCGUAAAUCCGUUACUCUAUAGUGAUUUUAUUUACUCUAAAACGAAAUACCAUAAACAAAUGAAAAAUGUUAUAAAUAUUUUACAUGAUUUUUCAACAAAUAUUAUUAAGGAGAGAAAAGAACAAAAAAACACUAUAGAAAAAUCUGGGAUAUCUUAUUCUGAGCGAAAACGAUUGGCUUUACUAGAUUUAUUGCUUGAUAAGGGUUUGGAAGAUGAAGAAAUCAGAGAAGAGAUUGACACUUUUAUUUUUGAGGGUCAUGAUACAACAUCCAUGGCUUUAUGUUACGCUUUAGUAACUUUAGCAAACGAACAAAAAUAUCAGGUAGGUGAAUCAUACUAUCUACUGAUUAAAACAAAAUAGAAUCGUAAUUAAAAAAAAAUCUGA
Messenger RNA from Psylliodes chrysocephalus, 926 nucleotides. The record is from the annotation of a GenBank genome assembly. NCBI's taxonomy places the organism in Eukaryota, Metazoa, Arthropoda, Insecta, Coleoptera, Chrysomelidae.